GUCUAUGAAGUCGGUAUGGAUCCUGAAGAACAUGUCGCGUCAGUGCCCUCGGUGAAGUUCCCGAAAGUUCCGAGCCCACCAGACCUGACGCCUUGGGAGCGAGUUCCCGUUUACGUGACGCAUUACGAGCGGCCCAGCAAACUUUUUCUGCGUUACAACCUGUCUGACCAUGAGAACGAAUGCAUCGACAGUACUGACUACUACAUCGAGGAGGAGCGACAGCACGUGUAUGAGGCGUCGAUCGGCAUGUACUGCAUGGUGGUAUUGCCGGAAGACUCCAGCAGGCAGGCACUGCGCGCGUUGGUGACGGACGUUCGCAGAAAUGUCGCGGGCAUACAAGUUCUGGCAGACGUCCUAUACAUCGACGAAGGCCGCACCGACGUUGUCGCACUGGACUGUGUUUACCCCAUGAGCGAUUACGAAGCCCGCGAUCCCUGCCGAUCAGUGGCCUGCUGCAUGCGCAGAAUUAGGCCUACUUUGGAGAGCUCGUGCUACGACUUGCAACGGCUUCUCGACAACACCGUGCCGUACUACUACGAUGCCAUCUUCUACGGCCUUUCGGACGGUGGUGUCUACGAGGUGGACUUAUUCAUCAACUGUCCUGAUGCCCCCAUUGGGAUGCAGCGUCAGAAUGUUGCCCGACUACUUGUCGAUAACGGCUACGCCGAAUUCUUGGAUUACCUGAGAGAUGCCGCGCUUGAGGAUGUUGAACCGACGGUCCAUGUGAGCGAUCAUUCGCAGCAGCCUGAAAGAGAGGGCAUCAUCGAGCAGAACCUGCUCGAAAGGGGAAGCAUCAACACCGAGAACGGAAUCAUAGCUACGAGCGAAAUCUGCGUUGAGGGUGACAUCUGCCCUGAGAGUGAAGUCUGCUCUAGAAAUGAAGUCUACCCUGGGAAUGAAGUCGGCACUGGGAAUGAAAUCUGCGCUGAGUAUGGAAUCAGCCACGCUAAGACUGAAAUCAGCGGCCUGGUGUUGGACAAAUCACCAUCUACUCACUCCGCAAUCAACGGUGAAGUGUUGGGCAAAUCACCCACUACUCUCUCCGUAUUCAACAGCGAGAUGAUGGGCAAAUCCCCCUCUACUCUCUCUGCAGUGACUGGUGAGGUGUUGGACAAAUCACCUUCUACCCUUUCCGCCUGCAGUGUCGAUUCACUGAGUGACAGCUCUCUCUGCUCAGAAUUAGCACCAUUUGUGCCAAAGGAAAGUACCAUGGACAUUAAAGUUACAUUUAUCCUGACACCCGACCACUGGUAUGGACGACCAACCUCUGCAGUGAAAGAUCUGUCAGAAGUGAACAGCAUCAUUGCAUCGUGCGAAGAGGUGUUGUGCGUGAAACGACAGAUCAAGAAAGGGUCAUACCUAAUGUAUCGUGAUUUGCCGCAUGAAACUGGAACCAGAGUCCGUGUUGAGGAACUGCUUAGUGCUGGAAAAUGCCGGGUAUUGUUCGUUGACCAUGGCAACAGAAAGGCUGUGAAGUCCUCCUGCUUGUUCAAAUUGGACUCGAGACUUAGGAGCAUAGCUCCGCUUGCAUUAAGGUUUAAGCUAGUGGACAUUCAGCCAUGGACACAAUGGACAGAAGCAGCAGUCUUACGGUUUGAAGAGCUGGCUCAUAAUGGCUGUUCACUCACAGCAGUCAUUGUGGGAACUAGUAGUACUGGUGAUGAAUUUAAUGACACAGUCUACUUGGCAAAGUUGCUCAGUGGGACCUAUGGAGACGUUGCUGAGUGCAUGUGCAGGGAAGGCUAUGCAAGAAUGCCGACUGUGAAACGCAAAAGGGACACUGCUGCUCAAAACAGAAAUCUUCCAGCCCCUUCUCCUUUCAAUCCCAUGCAGGACGAUUACAACAGUCCUCUCAACAGUUAUAACGUGAACACCGACGACCCGGGGGUGGCUGCAGCAAACUUUUCGGCGAAAACCAACCGCAUCUGCAAGUUCUUUAGCACUCAAGGCUAUUGCAGACAAAAUGGAGCCUGUGUUUUCAAGCACAUUGACGCAGAAGCCAACUCGGCACUCUUGCAUAUAACCGAGCCUGUCGCUGAAUGUGUCGAACUGAAACCACCCGAACCGGGGAGUUGGCUGUUGGGCCAGAUGUCGGCGUACGCCAGCCCCAACCACUUCUAUUUAAUCUUUUGCUAUGGAAGAAAGACUGUUGAUAGGCAUAUCAUGGAAGAUGGUGCUUUCAGCAUGGGGGAGACGUUGCAAAGCCUUAUGGACGACAUCCAAGUCUUUUGCAGUCGUGGCCAUUUCUUAGAAAACAGGCUUUUUGCAAAGUCGGUCGGCGAGUUCGUCGCUGCCAGGUCCAGCCGUGACAAUCUUUGGUACCGAGCACAGGUUGUCGCCAUUGGUGAUGGUGACCAGCUGAAAGUGUCAUUUGUGGACUUUGGGUUUUGCGAGUGGCUCUCGUUGAACAAUGUCAGAACACUGGAUCCACGCUUUACUCACCUGGCCAUUCAGUCGCAGCUGUCAUCCCUCGUGGACACUGAAUUGUGCGACUUGAGGGAUGGAACCGGCUGGGACAAAGAAAUGUGCAAAAGGUUCCUCGAAUGUGUCACUGGCGAAACUCUUCUGAUCGAAACUGUGUCCUCUAAGCAGGGUCUUUUGCAUGUCAAGCUCUUCUUCUACCGGGACAACGCGAUCUACAGUGUGACUGAUUUUAUAAGGAAUAUGUGAACAGACCAAAGCCAAGAAAAAUGUUGUAGUGCUCAAUAUUUACAUCUAGUGCAUGCUCUAUGAACUCUGAAUGACUUUGGGAACUUCGCUUUGGUUCACAGCAUUUGUUUGCAUUGUGUCUAUUUAUUGUGAAUGUACCUGCGAUUCUGUCACAGAAUUUGUGCGAUGAUGGGAUCGGUGUGCCAUUUCGUGGGUGUUGAUUGUAGUGUGCGUGGGGAAAAUAAAUAUUUUUAUUCA
Messenger RNA from Rhipicephalus sanguineus (brown dog tick), 2907 nucleotides. RefSeq lists its product as uncharacterized. Gene Ontology annotation, biological process: spermatogenesis. The transcript has a single exon. Gene Ontology annotation, molecular function: metal ion binding. The coding region runs from base 16 to 2670 and encodes 884 amino acids. Lineage: Eukaryota; Metazoa; Arthropoda; Arachnida; Ixodida; Ixodidae. The record is from RefSeq and is a predicted model, not a curated record.